GCACACAUCAUCACGCUCUGAUUGGUCAAUCUGCCGUCACCUUUGACCCGUACGUCAGGGGAAGCAUGGCGGCCGCGGGGACGAAAAAAUUGGAUUGUAAAGAUUUGCACGGUUAUUUGAAGACUUUGGGGUCGUCUCUGUUAGAUGAAUUGUACGGGAGACCUGCAACAUGUCUGGCGGUCUUCAGGGAGCUGACGGACCUUGCGAAGCACUACGUGAUGCGGCUGCUGUUCCUGGAGCAGGCAGUCCCACAGGCCGUGGUGGGGUCAUGGGUCACCAGCGGAAACCACAGUGAGCACCUGAGAGCUGUGUCCCAGCUAUCAGAGCUGCGAGUGUGGCAUGAACACCAGAUCUCUGGCGGCUUGGCGGGUUGGAUCCUCAGUCCCACCUUCAGGGCAAACCUCAGGACUGCACUGCUGGGAGGAGGCAAGCCCUGGUUCAGUGUCGUGCAGCUGCCUCCUGACAAACAUGCCAAAGAUGUGGCUGCACUGGAUACAUACUCACUGGAGAGAUGGGAGGUCCUGCUGAAUUUCAUCGUGGGGUCAGGAGAGGCUCAAGUCAGUAAAGACAUCAUGGAGAUCCUCAUCAAGUCUGGGCUCAUGAAGAGUGAGGAGGGCAGUCUCCACCCCACCAUCACCCCUGCAGGGUUCCAGUUCCUCCUGAUGGACACGCCCUCACAGGUGUGGUACAUCAUCCUGCAGUACCUGGACACCAUGCAGAGUCGAGGACUGAACCUGGUAGAGGCCUUACAGUUUCUUUUUCAAAUAAGCUUUUCCACGCUCGGUAAGGACUACCCGACAGAGGGUAUGAGUGACUCCAUGCAGCAGUUCCUUCAGCACCUGCGUGAGUUGGGGCUAGUGAACCAGCGCAAACGGAAGUCUGGAAGGUUCUACCCAACAAGACUCGCCAUCCACCUUGCCUCAGGUAUUUCAGAUGUGGAGAAAGACUUCCACAAAGAGGGGUACCUUGUUGUUGAGAGUAACUACAGAAUAUAUGCAUACACAGACUCAGAGCUGCAGGUGGCCCUGAUUGGGCUUUUCAGUGAAAUUUUGUACAGAUUUCCCAACAUGGUAGUUGCUAACCUGACCAGAGACAGUGUACAGGAAGCAGUGGUGAGGGGCAUCACGGCUGAUCAGAUUCUCCACUUUCUGCGAGUGAAUGCACAUCCAAAGGCUCUCCACAGAGUUCCCAUAGUUCCUCCCACGAUCAGUGAUCAGAUCAGGCUAUGGGAGAUGGAACGGGACAGGCUCACUUUCACUGAAGGUGUUUUAUACAACCAGUUCCUGUCACAACCUGACUUUGAGAUGCUCAGGAAUUAUGCAAAGGACUUAGGAGUCUUACUAUGGGAGAACAACCCCAAGCGACUGAUGGUGGUCAGCAAAGCUGGACAUGACGAUGUCAAGAGAUACUGGAAAACCAUUCGGAAAGGGAACAGCUGACAUUGAUAUUGCAGAGUACA
Molecule: messenger RNA, 1459 nt
Organism: Branchiostoma floridae (Florida lancelet)
Lineage: Eukaryota; Metazoa; Chordata; Leptocardii; Amphioxiformes; Branchiostomatidae
Product: general transcription factor IIH subunit 4-like
Exons: 15
Coding region: 66-1439 (457 amino acids)
Biological process (GO): nucleotide-excision repair
Cellular component (GO): transcription factor TFIIH holo complex; transcription factor TFIIH core complex
Molecular function (GO): ATPase activator activity; double-stranded DNA binding
Source: RefSeq, a predicted model, not a curated record